This is a messenger RNA of Apis laboriosa (Himalayan honeybee), 1542 nucleotides long. Its product is annotated as rac guanine nucleotide exchange factor JJ-like. Gene Ontology annotation, biological process: intracellular signal transduction. NCBI's taxonomy places the organism in Eukaryota, Metazoa, Arthropoda, Insecta, Hymenoptera, Apidae. Gene Ontology annotation, molecular function: guanyl-nucleotide exchange factor activity. The record is from RefSeq and is a predicted model, not a curated record. The transcript is spliced from 8 exons. Gene Ontology annotation, cellular component: cytoplasm. Bases 22 to 1542 code for a protein of 506 amino acids.
GAAACAUAUUAUAACAUAAAUAUGAAUUCUCCAAGAUCACCACAAACUCCUCUUAGUUUUGAAUUGAAGAAAAUUAUAAAUGAUAGAAAUAUUUUAAGUAUGCGUAGUCGUAUGAAAGUUCUCAACAGUUUAAAUGAAAGUAAUCAAAAACAGUUUGAAGAAAAAGAAAAAAAUUUAAGAUUCCAAGCUAUUCAAGAAAUUUUAACGACAGAAGUUACAUAUUUACGGCAAUUAGAAAUCUUAAUGGAGUAUUUUAUACAACCUAUGUUUGAAAAAAAAUUAUUAAAUCAUAAUUUACUUUCAACAUUAUCUGAAAACAUAAAAACAUUAUAUAAUGUUAGUGGAGAAUUAAUACAAGAAUUAAAAGAAGAUCCACAAAAUAUUGCAGAUGCAUUUCACAAACUUGCUCCAUUUUUUAAGUUAUAUUCUAUUUAUGCUUAUGAUUAUGAACAAAUUUUAUUAUUAUUACAGAAUAAACAAGAAAAUGAUAUUGAGUUUAAGAAUUUUAUUAGUAAACAAGAAACAAGACCAGAAGUUGGCAGAAAAUUACCUUCACUAUUAAUUACACCAAUACAAAGGGUGCCUAGAUAUAAAUUACUCUUGAAAGAAGUCUUGCAACAUACAUCUAAUAAACAUAAAGAAUAUAAUCUUUUACAAGUAUGUUUAGUAGAAGUUGAAAAAGCUGCAAGACAUAUAAAUACCUUCAUUGAACAAUAUGAAGAAUCACAAAAAUUACUAAAACUUCAAAAAUGUAUUAUGAACCCAAUUAAUUUGGUAAAACCUGGUAGAAAAUUGAUUAAACAAGGAUCAUUAAUGAGAGUUUCGAGACGUGGAAGUUCUGUAUAUAAAAGAUAUUUUAUUCUUUUGAAUGACAUUUUAUUAUAUUGUAAAGGUGAUCCAGAAAAUUCUUUGACCGUAUGUUGUGUUUUACCAUUAAAUAAAUGUAAAAUUGAAUCAGUUUUGAGUGGUGGAUUAUUUCGUGUCAUUUGUUUAAAUGAGACACUCUUAUUGUAUUCUGAGAAAGAUGAUAGUAAUUUAUGGAUAGAAGCAAUACAAAAUUCCAUAAAAAAGUAUGCAGAAUGUAGGCAAACAUUAAGAAAAGAUAGCAGUUCAAGAAAACCAUUAAGGCAUAACAACCUUAAUUUAUUUCCAUCUGAAAAUAUACCUAUAGUUGCUGGUAAAAGAAAAAGAUCAAACAAAGAAACUGAGAUUAACUUGGAUGCUUCACAAAUUAUGUAUUUGAAAAAGGACAAUGAAGCAGAUCCAGAUAUGCAAUCAAAUAAUAGUUGUUUGGUAUUCUUAAAAAAAUUUAAAAAAAUUAAAAAUGAUAGUGAUUCUAAAUAUAUUUCAUCUUAUAAAGAAAAUAUUAAUCAUAAAACUACAGAUAAAAAUAUACAUUUUAAAGAACAUAGUAUAUCAUGUUUAUCUUCUAUUCAUGCAAAUUAUAAACAAGAAUCAUCAACUCUUAAAUCUAUUAGUGAAUUCUUUAUAUCUAUUGGUUCAUCUAUAAAAGAAUUCUUUAAGUUUAAUUCUCUAAGAUGA